AUGUCGGAACAAUUCCCCAUCCAGCCUAUUGGGCGUUUCUAUGCCGCAAGCCAGCCGGUCAAACGACCAAAGGAGUUUGCUUGCUUCUCAUAUGACAACAACCAUGAGUUCCAUCUAGGCGACUCUUCAUUGAGAUACUACUACCCACCUACCCUCGGCGCCGACUUAUCCAAAGGCUAUGAUACCUUUAUCAAGCACGACGACUCUCAGCCCGAGCACCUAACAGCUCUUCUCAAGACGAUCAAGGCUCACGAGGAGGAGACGGGUCAAAAGAUUGACGCCCAAAUCAUCAUGGCCUCGCCCUUUGAGGAUCGUGAUGGCUUUGAAAUGAACGCAACGCUGUACCAACAACGUCGUGACGAUUCUAUCCCUUCCGGCCAGACUGACAAUUGGAAUAGUUACAUUGAAGAGAAUCACGAGUACAAAGUGGCGUCUCAGAAGCAGCAAAACGCACAGCAGAGACGGGGACCGAUCCCGCCCGAAGUGAUGCAGUUCUGGGGAUACAAGUUCGAGACGUUGGCCACGCUCCCCAACACCUGGGGCGAAACACCCAGAGAAUACAUCGAGAACAGAGACGUCGAGGUGGUGAACAACAAGGCCCAAUACUGCUCCGUAGUCAGGACUGGUAUAGGACAAACCGUAAUCUGCAUAGGCGGCGAAGUCGACGCCGUCUGGGACUCGAAGCCCCAAAAGCAGGGCGCCCCCACAAACUGGGUCGAGCUCAAGACCAGCCUCGCCAUCCGCGACGACCGCGACGUCGACAACUUCCACCGCAAGCUCAUGAAGUUCUGGAUCCAGUCCUUCCUCCUUGGCGUCCCCAAAAUAAUCGUCGGCUUCCGCAACCGCCACGGCAUCCUCACCGACGUCGAGGAGAUUGAGACUGAAAAGAUACCCGAUACCGUCCUGCGCCGCGGGAAAGCGACGUGGAAUGGCGACAUGUGCGUCAACUUCGCCGCCGAGUUUCUCGUUUGGCUUCGGCAGACGAUCAACGAUGACGGCGUGUGGAGGAUACGCAGGCGGGCGGGCGAGCCCACCAUUGAAGUCUUCAAAGUCGACGAGGCCGGGCACGGGGAGCUCUUGACGGACGACUUCAUCAACUGGAGAAUAAAGCUCUCCAUGAAGAAUGUCCCAUUGGCGGAGGAGCCAUAG
Molecule: messenger RNA, 1149 nt
Organism: Colletotrichum tamarilloi
Lineage: Eukaryota; Fungi; Ascomycota; Sordariomycetes; Glomerellales; Glomerellaceae
Exons: 8
Coding region: 1-1149 (382 amino acids)
Biological process (GO): NAD-cap decapping; nuclear-transcribed mRNA catabolic process
Cellular component (GO): nucleus; cytosol
Molecular function (GO): mRNA 5'-diphosphatase activity
Source: RefSeq, a predicted model, not a curated record